Molecule: messenger RNA, 960 nt
Organism: Mucor velutinosus
Lineage: Eukaryota; Fungi; Mucoromycota; Mucoromycetes; Mucorales; Mucoraceae
Exons: 3
Coding region: 1-960 (319 amino acids)
Cellular component (GO): cytosol
Molecular function (GO): oxidoreductase activity
Source: RefSeq, a predicted model, not a curated record
AUGACCACCUUGUGCACUGCGAUGCGAGAUUUAAUUAUUAAUAUACUUGCUAUUGUGGUGAAUAGUAUCUAUCUGCCAUUUGCCUUUUGGAAUGUCGUCAAGACUAGUCUUGCCGGCUUCACCUUUUGUGGCAACAAGAAGAAAUUUUCGCCCAAUGUAGUUGCUAUCACAGGCGCAAACUCUGGCAUUGGUGAAGGUAUUGCCUAUGCCUAUGCUAAAGAUAGGGUUUCAUUGGUUCUAUUGGCUCGUAAUAUGGAACGUCUGGAAAAGGUUGCUAAAGCUUGCAAGGAGAUGGGAUCUCCCGAUGUCAAAGUGGUUCAAAUGGAUGUUGCCGAUACCAAGUCUGUCACUGAUUUCUUUGACGAAAAGACAGUGGAAUAUGGUAUUGACCUCUUUAUUGCCAAUGCUGGUAUUGCUUCUAUUCCGAAAACACCUCUUUUGGACCAAGCUGAAAAGAUUUUGCAAAUCAAUGUCAUGGGCGCUAUUGCUGGUAUUAACUCUGUAUACAAGGCCAUGCAAAAGCGUGGCCGUGGUGGUCAAAUUGCAGUUGUCUCCUCUGUUUGCGGUUUCUUUAACCCUCCUGUAUUGCUCAGUUAUGGAACUUCCAAGACGGCUGUCAUGUCUUACUGCCGUGAUCUUCGCGCAUUGGGCAAAGAUGACAACAUCAUUGUCAACACCAUUGCUCCUGGAUACAUUGCAACCAACAUGACGACAAGCUUCUCCAGAAAAGAUAAGCGCUUCUUCUUGACACCUGAAUACUUUGGUGAGCAAGUCAAGAAGGGCCUUGAGAAUGAUGUUCCCUUGAUUUCUCUACCUCUCCAUCAAUUCUUUGCGUUUGCCGUCUUGUCUGCUUUGCCUCCCUCUGCCAAGCAAUGCGUUUCCGAUUUCCUCCACAAGCAUGUUGAUCCCAUGCUGUCCAAAAAGAAGAUUGAAAACGUUCUUCCCGAGAAAUCUCAUUAA